AUGUUCGGCGGACAGCCUGCACGCAUGCAGCCCUCCUCCACUGGCAGAAGCAUUUUCGGAGCUCCCUCUGCCCCGCAGCAACAAGGCGGAGGCCCAUCUGUUCCAUCCCCCAAUCCUUUCAGCUUCGGGUCCGCCUCAUCAACGCCAGCCUCAACGUCGUCAGCCUUUGGCGGAGGCUUCGCACGAAAGCCUCCAGAAGCCACCCAGCGUGCGGUAUCCCCAGUCGUCUCAGAUACUUUCUCCCGUCCUCCUUCUCCUACAUCAUUACUGGGCUCCGAAACGCCAGUGCCUGGAACUCUGUUGAUUGGAUCCUUGGAGGAGUCGCGAGGCCCUGCCACUAGACACAAGAGCAUGUAUUUCGAGAGCAUGAUCAUCUUCAAGGCUGGCAAUACGCUCUUCAAGGUUCCGCGCUUCGGGCUGCCGGAAGAGGGCGUGUUCUCGGAUAUGUUCACCUUACCUGAAGUUGAGGGCACAGUCGAUGGUACCAGCGAUGACAACCCUAUCGUUCUCCCAUCUCAAGUGACAGCGCACGACUUCCAAAGCUUGCUGAAAGCAUGUCAUCCUCUCGUUCGGCACGGAGACUCAAGGCUCGUGCUACAAGAAUGGCUUGCUGUCGCCAAGGUAUCCACGAUAUGGUGUAUGGAUAAGCUACGAGCGAACGCGAUCGCGCGAAGCGAGGAACUUUUCCCUGCAAACUAUCCACCUGUCGAGCGACUCCUCGUCGGACGAGAGUUGCGCGUAUCAGGUUGGAUGAUCAGAGCGUACGAAGAGCUCGGGAGAAGGCUAGCCCUCUUGAACGCACAGGAGCGUGAGCUUCUGGGUACCACCAGGUCAUUCAAGGUUAUGGAGCUCCGCGAGCGUAGCAUGCGCUGGGCAGAGAAGCGCCAGGGUCGUUCUCGCACGCAGUACGACUUCCGCCGGAAAGUAAAGCAAUUGUUCGCCGCGGACCUCGCUAGAGAUAAAGACUACAGGCCGUAA
This is a messenger RNA of Peniophora sp. CBMAI 1063, 978 nucleotides long. Lineage: Eukaryota; Fungi; Basidiomycota; Agaricomycetes; Russulales; Peniophoraceae. The record is from the annotation of a GenBank genome assembly.